AAACUGGGCUGAAGCCUUCAGAGCUCUGAUGGAGCCGGAGGCCAAGUGGAACAGCUACUCAGACCAAGUGGAAAUCAGAAGGAUGUCCCCAAGAAGUCAGGGAUUCACUAAGCUGCCAGGCCAGAAGACCUGUGGGAAGAGUAUGUACCUCCUUAUUUUUGUGCUGCUGAUCUCCGUGGUCCUGUGGGGAACCCUUCUCUUCUUGUUCUUAAUCCGGUACAAAGAGAUAACCCAGGAUUUGGAGAAGCUUCAGAAGUCCUGUGUGCCUCACAAUGACUCUGGGACUGUGACUAUCAUCAAGCAGCUACAGGUGGAUCAAUGGGACUUCAAAAAUAAUAUCUCUCAGCUCUCCAAGACCCUGAACAAACUCCAGGAAGACCAGACAACCAUGAGAUCUAAAGGUACUCAGGUGUCUGACCAACUGGACAGACUUGAAAAAGACAGCACAGCCUUCAAAUCGCAGGUGCUGAAUGAGAAGAAUGACGCCAAUCAAGCUCGGGAGAAACUGCAGGAAGAGAUCCAGAAGCUCUGGAUGGAAUUCCAUAAGGCGAAUGCUUCUCGGCUUCCCCCACGACUGGACAGCCUUGAAGAAGACCCCACAGCCAAGCCAACCCAGGGCUCUGUCUGCACAAACUGCCCAGAAGACUGGCAACUCUUCCAGAAGAAAUGCUACUUUUUUGGGAAGGAGCCCAAGACAUGGUCCCAGGCCAAGUUUGCCUGCAUCAACCUUCAAAGCCGGCUAGUCAGCAUUAAAAGCAGAGAGGAGCAGUCCUUCCUAACCAAGAACGCCAAUAACAAAGGUUGUUGGAUUGGCCUCCGAGACCUGGACAGAGAGGGAGAGUUCCAAUGGAUGGAUGAGAGUCCCCUGAACUACACCAACUGGAGCCCAGGAGAGCCCAACAACCAGGGUCAGGGGGAGGACUGCGUGGCGAUGCGUCCCUUCAAUGGCAAAUGGAAUGAUGCCUACUGCCGGGGGUACCAGGAUAGCUGGAUCUGCGAGAAGCUGGCUACAUGCUGACCACUGACCAUGGCCCAAAGUCUACAACCUAAGGCUAGCACUCAGCUUUAGCCCUGACGUGGCAGGGUCAAAAGGUUUUUUUAUUUCUCAUCAAGAAGGAUCAGGGAGGAAUUCCCCUCCUAACCCUUGACCUAAAACUUUGUCCCUGAUCCUGCAUCCAUCCUAUCCCAGCUUCUGGCCCUCCCAUUCCCAUGGCUCUCUGACCCUACUCCAGGACUCCUAAUGCUGGACUAGGACCCAAACCCCCACCCUCCAGGGUCCAGGCCCUUCCUGAGCUGGGAGGGAAGGACAACCUUCCUCUGAGCCCUCACUUUUCCUGAGACUAAGGAAAGGCCAGAUCUCCAGUGCCAAUCUUCCCUAAAUUCUCCAUCCUCCAUCCCUGUCCAGAUGCUCACACUCUUAUUUGCUUCCUCACCCACCAAAGAUUCUUGGAUAGAAUUUCCAAGAUAUGGCAGGGAAGGCUGAUUUUGUUUUGGUUCUUCCCCUCCUCCCACUCUGCCCCAAUGAGUCAAAGAAUGGAGCCAGCCUCACACUGUUCGCUCAAGAGAGGAACUGUGUUCACAGGCCAGAUAAACAACAGCCCACCACUACCAGGAAAACUGGAGUUUUUCUUCAGCAACCAGAAGCCUCCUGGGUUUUUCUCACUGUCUCUGGUCCUGACCUGGUCCAGGAUCAGUCUUAGGUCCAAAAGCAGCCACCCAAUUUAUAGAUGAGAGCACUAAGGCUUCUAGCCCAGCUUAUGGCACACUAAGGGUCUAGGACUGCACACCCACCUGAGCCACAACCAAAUCUGGUUCUCUGAGAGGCCAUAUUCCACCUUCCCUUUGCCCAUCCCACCAAACCUCAUUCCUCAAGUCUACCUAUCGCUCCCCUUCCCUCAGUUCCAUUCCUAGGCACACAAAAGGCUGAAGGUGCUCUGAGAGAAUCAUCAAAUCCUGGUCUUUAGUGUCUCCAGGAUGCUUAAAAGAGCAAAAAAUAGAUAGGGCAGUUGGUCAUCUGCCUCCCAUAGGAUCUGGAGAUGAAUGGGUCCUUAAAGAUCAUUUGGUUCAGUCUCAUCUUACACUUGGGGAAAAUGUGGUCCAGAGAUAAGGGAUCUGCCCCAAGUUAGUAGUAAGUGGCAGAGCUGAGAUUUGGGCCCAGUUCUUCUGACCCUAGAUCCAAGGCUCCCAGAUUCCCAGCUGCUGUCUGUCCACGUCUUCCCUUCCCCAAACUCACACCCCUUUAGCUCACUAGCCAGGGCAGCCUGCCAUGGCCCGCAAGAGCCUUGCUGGACAAGUCUCUUUCCUUCUCUGACUCUAUUUGCUCCUGUAUACAAAAGAGAAGCUGGCCAGGCUUCUAAAGGUCCUUGUGAUUCUCAAUCCCGUAAUCCAGUGCUCAUUGAAAUAAUAGUGACAGCAUCCCUGGGAACCUUCCCAAGACUGGUCACAGAAGAACUAUUUGCCCUCCCCCGCUCAGCCCUUGAACUCCCCUGACCACUUUCCCAGAUUUAUUUUUCCCCAAAUCAUGUCCUGACUCUUUUUCCUGACAUCCUCUCUCCCCAUUCCCAGUACAAGCUAGGGAUUCCUAUCUGCAACUGCUGACAACAAAAGCCAUACUGAAUUCUCAGCUCAUUUUUUAUACAAAUGUUCAUCAAGAACAUCCUGUGUGUAGAAACACUAGGGACUGGGAUUUCAUUAACAGGGCUUAGCUCCCUCACUCCUCAGGCCUCCAGCUGUUCAGACUCAUAAGGAGAAUAAGAGCUGUCAAAAAGGACCACGAACUGAUUGAACUACUAAUGGAGGAACUUUCCAAACUGCCCAUGUUCAUGCUGAUGGCGAGGGAUCUUCCCCACAGGCACAAGAGCCAAAUCCUCAGCUUGGAAGUACCAUUCAUUCUCCUGUUCCCCAUUCAGUCUUCAAAGUGGUUCCCUGGCAUGAGCCUUUGGACUCUGGGAUCAAGAGGCACCAAGGAGGGGGGAAAGGGCACUAACCAUGAAUGACUGCUUGGGUCAUUCAAACAUGCUCAUGGAAAUAAAGCCAUUAACUAUUGUCAUAGUCAUACUAACACUAGAAGGGACUGAGAUCAGCAAAUCCAAAUCUCUCAUUUUGGAAAGAGAGAAAAUGAGGCCUGAAAGGUCCCCAGGCCAUGAAAUAGGCUAGUGACAGAGCCUAGGUUAGACAUCCCAGGUCUAACCACCAUGUUGCCAACUGACUUGCUGUAUGAGGAUGCGUUCCUUCUCUAGGAUUCAGUUUCCCAUCUUAGAGUUGGACUAGAUCUCAGAGAGAAAGGUAUACAAAAAUAUUUAAUUAUAGGAAUAAUUUUUA
Sarcophilus harrisii (Tasmanian devil) is the source of this 3321-nucleotide messenger RNA. It is a transcript of the gene FCER2, whose product is annotated as Fc fragment of IgE receptor II. Lineage: Eukaryota; Metazoa; Chordata; Mammalia; Dasyuromorphia; Dasyuridae. The coding region runs from base 29 to 1018 and encodes 329 amino acids. Gene Ontology annotation, molecular function: signaling receptor activity. The record is from RefSeq and is a predicted model, not a curated record. The transcript is spliced from 11 exons.